AUGAUAUAUCUACGCACAUUACUCACACUUGUGACAAUUCCAUAUCAGCUGAGGAAAGAAGGUGCCCUCUUUGCAGGAAAGACGAUCGAAUUUGACUUCAUCUUUUUCUUGGCUAAUUUGCACUGUCUUUUCUUUCUUGAAGCUGUUCUUUUUAUUGAUACAUUGGUUAGCAGAAUGCGUGGUCUUGGAAAAAAGUCAUCCCUCAAGGAGUCAGGAAAACCUCGUUAUUCCAAUUCUGUGGCAAAGCUAAUUUCAUCACCAAAAUUUAGAAAAGGUGGCAAAGUUUCCCAUGUUAAAAAAAUAAAGCCAAGGUCCAAAACUAUUAUUGCUUCAUGCUUGUCGAAGAAGAGAGGUGCUGACUCUACAAGGAAGGGGUCUAGGAAUAAUGAUACUGAUAAAAAGUUGAUGAGCAGAAAAGGAGUUCAUAAGGUACAUGAUACAAAUUCUUCCAAAAAGCUGUCUUCUGUGAAACUUCAGGAUGAGAAGUUCUCAUUCAAGGACUCUGACAAGAAAGGGGAAAAUGCUGAUGGGGAAGUCAAACUUAGAAUAAAAAGGAGAAGAAAGAAGAAAUUACAAAAGGAUAAGGUGGAGUUAGAUGAAACUUCUCGCUUGCAGAGGAGGACAAGAUACCUGCUGAUUAAAAUAAAGCUGGAGCAGAACCUAAUUGAUGCUUAUUCUGGUGAAGGUUGGAAGGGUCAGAGCCGAGAAAAGAUUAAGCCAGAAAAGGAACUACAAAGAGCUAAGAAACAGAUAUUGAAAUGUAAGCUUGGAAUCCGUGAUGCUAUUCAUCAACUGUAUUCUCUGAGUUCAGUGGGUAGCAUGGCAGAUUCUGUUAUUGCUGCAGAUGGAUCUGUUUAUCAUGAACAUAUAUUCUGUGCAAAGUGCAAGUUGAAUGAAGCGUUCCCCGAUAAUGAUAUUAUACUCUGUGAUGGGACAUGCAAUUCUGCAUUCCACCAAAAAUGUCUGGAUCCUCCCUUGGAUACUGAAAAUAUUCCUCGAGGAGAUCAAGGCUGGUUUUGCAAAUUUUGCGAGUGUAAAAUGGAAAUACUAGAAGUAGUCAAUGCUCAUCUUGGGACCUGCUUUUCCAAUGACUGUGGUUGGCAGGAUGUCUUCAAGGAAGAAGCCGCUUUCCCUGAUGGUGAGAAUUCGUUGUUAAACCCAGAUGAAGAAUGGCCUUCAGAUGAUUCUGAAGAUGAUGAUUAUAAUCCAGAAAGGAACGAGAACAGCUGCAGCUUCAGCAUGGGAGGCACCGAAGACAAUGCAUCAGAUGAUGAAUUGUCAACUGAUGUCAGUGUAGGUUCUGAUGAGUCUACUGAUGGGGAAGUUGUUUCUGGCCGCAGACAGAGAAGACGUGUUGAUUAUAAGAAGUUAUAUGAUGAAAUGUUUGGAAAAGAUGGUCCUUUGCAUGAACAAAUUAGUGAUGAUGAAGACUGGGGUCCUGUUAAAAGAAAGCGGAGAGAAAAGGAAUCUGAUGCAGCCAGCACCCUUAUGACUCUCUAUGAAAGUGAGAGAAUUCCAGAUGUCACCCCUACAGAAGUGAAAAGUAAACAUCCUCCAGAUACUCAAGUUAGAAGGGCAUGUUUCCGAAUACCUCGCAAGGCAGUAGAGAAGCUGCGCCAAGUGUUUUCUGAGAAUGAACUUCCUUCUAGAGAUGUGAAAGAGAAUCUUUCAAAAGAGUUGGGACUAGAUCCUGAGAAGGUUAGUAAAUGGUUUAAGAACGCACGUUACUUAGCCCUCAAAACCAGAAAGGAAGAGAGUGCUACAAACCUUCACACUGUUACUCCUGGAAUCUCCAAGGAAUCCACACAUGAAAAUGUGACUGAAAAAGCUGCUGAUCUCAUGGCAUCAGAUUCAGAUGAUUUCUUAGCUGAAACUGUGGUCCAUUCUCCAAGAAAUGUUAAGAAAUCCUUCCGGAGAAAGCACCCAAAAUCAUUAAGCAGCCCUUCGAGGAAAAAUCAACAGAAAGGAUCUUCAUGUGGGUCACCUGCAAAGAGAAACAAGGAUGGAAUGGAGUUGAGUGAUAAUGUGAGCUUGAAGAAGCUUUUGAAAGAAAGAACAAAGGAGAAGAAGGCCAACCUUAUUGCUGGAGGUGGAUGUCGUGUUGCAGAAUUGGAAAUGGAGAGACUAUGUAAAGCCAAAGGUAGGCUAGAAAAUAUGAGACAGAAAUUACUGAAAUUUCAAAAUGCCAAGGCAAAGAAGUCAAAUAAAUCUCUCUUGCAUGAACAGUCUGUCAUUUAUGUUCCAAUAGCAGAACUAAAGGACAAAGUCUGA
Molecule: messenger RNA, 2271 nt
Organism: Prunus armeniaca (apricot)
Lineage: Eukaryota; Viridiplantae; Streptophyta; Magnoliopsida; Rosales; Rosaceae
Source: the annotation of a GenBank genome assembly